CUUCUCGUUCAUAAUUGGCGCACGGCAGUCUCGUAGCCCGAGUUGGCGGGCUUAGUCGCUCUAUUCUAAAAAGGCGGGAAAAAUAUAUCAGUGUAGUGAUUUUAAUUUUAAAUAAAUUAAAUAUUAUAUUAGUGACUAGAGGAUUUCACUAAAUAAAUUAUAAAAAUGUCUCCAAAAAGAAAAAACACAGAAGAAGACUGCGAAAGCGAGGCUCUCAAAUCCGACCUUGGAGAUUCAGAAAGCAAAGAUGGCGGCGCUCUGGAAGCUAAAAUGUCGCUUCUCAACGGGAUUACGGUCAUCGUGGGUUCCAUCAUUGGCAGUGGCAUAUUUGUAUCACCAACUGGCGUACUGAAGUAUACAGGAUCAGUGAACGCCAGUUUGCUGGUGUGGAUCGCUUCUGGGGUAUUCAGUAUGAUAGGCGCAUAUUGCUACGCAGAACUGGGCACCAUGAUCAGGCGUAGUGGUGCUGACUACGCGUACAUAAUGGAGACAUUUGGUCCGUUUGCAGCAUUUAUACGACUCUGGAUUGAGUGCAUGAUUGUUAGACCUUGUUCACAGGCGAUUGUGGCGUUAACAUUCAGCGUGUACGUGUUAAAGCCGAUAUUUCCAGAAUGCGACCCGCCAGAAGACGCCACUAGGUUGCUGGCAGCUUGUUGUAUACUGCUGCUGACGUUUGUGAACUGUUGGUCAGUACGCGCGGCGACCAGAGUCCAAGAUUGGUUCACAUACGCCAAACUCCUGGCUCUGUUUAUCAUAAUCGCCACUGGUAUUUACCAGCUUUGUAAAGGCAAAGUGGAGCAUUUCUCUUUUGAGGGUACAACCAGUGAUGUCACGUCUAUUGCUCUCUCCUUCUACUCCGGACUGUUUGCUUACAACGGAUGGAACUAUUUGAACUUCAUAAUUGAAGAAUUGAAGGACCCCGUGCGCAAUUUGCCGCGCGCCAUCGCCAUCUCCUGCACGCUCGUAACCAUCGUCUACACAUUCACCAACGUUGCGUUCUACACCACUUUGUCGCCCACAGAGGUGCUGGGCUCAGCAGCGGUGGCUGUAACGUUUGCUGAACGGUUAUUCGGCUGGUUUGCACUCUCCAUACCCCUGUUUGUUGCUGCUUCCACCUUCGGCGCUGUCAACGGAGUUCUUCUCACUUCAUCACGGCUGUUCUACGCGGGCGCGGCGCAGGGCCAGAUGCCGGAGAUGCUGACUAUGGUGUCGUCCCGCGCCACGCCCGCGCCCGCCGUGCUCGCGGUCGCUCUCCUCUCGCUGCUCUACCUCACCGUUUCCGACAUCUACGCGCUCAUCAACUACGUCGGUUUCGCUACCUGGCUGAGUAUAGGUGCGGCGGUGGUGUGCCUACCAGUAUUAAGGUAUACACAGCCCAAUAUCGAGCGACCCAUCAAAGUCAACCUGAUUUUCCCUGCGGUGUACAUUGUGUGCACGAUCCUGGUAGUGGCAGUGCCGGCGGUGGCGUCUCCCGCCGAGACCGGCAUCGGCUGCCUCAUGAUCCUCACAGCCGUCCCUGUCUACCUACUGCUGCUGGAGCCGCGCACCAGGAUUCGAGGCCUCAGCUCCAUUACCACUGUUGCCACACAUUUAGUGCAGAAGUUAACGCUAGCUGUCCGGCCGAAAAUAAAGUAAUCGUCUCUCGAUGAUUGACGGAAUCGGCAAACAUAUCCGACCAUUCGGUGUACAUUCCAUAAUAUGGACUGCUGUAUUGUAUAUUUGGUGUAACUCCUCGUAUAUUAAAAUAAUUAUAUACUCUUUGGAGAUGACUUACGUAAUAAUAUUCAGCGAAUUUAAGGGCAACUUUUAUAUUACUAUUUCCACUAGAUGGCGGUAUAACACUGAAAUCUCAAAAUAAGGACUAAGAGGCCAUCAUUGUAAGUACCAGCUUAAGUAAGUAAUAUACUUACAUAGUACAUAGUUUUCAUAUGGCCACUCAAACUGGACAUAAGGAUUUGUUAUUAAUAGUACCCUUUAGGGUACUUAAGAUUAUAUUCCUGGCCCUUAAACACUACUAUAUGCUAAUAAUGUAUUUUCGUAUAGUCGAAAGUUUUGCUAGCUUCAUGGGGUAUGCACCAAACAACUCUGGGAUGGGCAUACCCUGCUUGGCUUUCUCUUAAAUACGCCAAUGAUAGUAUGUACAAUAUAGCAAUUCUAGCUAUGCUAUAAGCAAAUUUUGAAACAAUGACAAUUAUAUAAAAUAAUAAAUAAAAAAAAAUUACAAGGAUGGCCUCUUAGAGCACAUUACUUUGUUUGCUUUUAUGUUUGUAAGACUACAAUACUAGUUUCUAUUUAUUUCUUUAGGACGCUUUUGAAUUUAUGAGGCAAUUUUACUAAAUAGAUAGUUAGAUAUGUUUUUUUUUUAUUAUUUAGGUUACAUAAUGUCUCACUGGGUGGACUGUUUUUGUAUCAAUUUCGAAGUACUAAUUUUAAAUUGUUGUUCACGGUUUAUCCAGGUUCAUAAAUGACUGAGUCACGUAGAUUGUGAACUACCUAGCUACCUACCGAAUAUGAAAUUAAAAUAAAUUGUUAUUCAAAUAUUAUAUUUAAUGUGUAAUUAGGAUCAACGAAUGUGAGGAAUGCUUUUAAUAAAACCAUUUAUAAUAUAAAAAUUUGGAUUGGUAUUUAUUGUGGUAUAGAUUGGAGUAGAUUUUUUAUUUAGAAAAUAUAUGAACAUAAAUAAUGCAUUUGAGAUGUGAUGUUUUAAAAUUAUGUAAGAUGUGUAGAGUGAUGUUAUAGCCACUGUCCCAGACAUAUUUUAAAUUUAAUAAGUACCUUAAAAGUUUUAGAUUUUUUUUUAAAUUAUGUUAACUUUUAUAUUAAAAGUAGACAUUUAUGCUAUGAAUUUAGUCAUAAUUGUGAACCUAUGUAUAACAUAACUCGAGUUGUUUUGAAAAUAAUUACGUCUAUUGUGUAUUUAUAGACUGCUCAAAUAACACAAUGGGCUUAUAUAUAUAUAUAUAUAUAUUGGUACAUAUUGAAUUAAUGGAUGUUGGAUAUAAUAAUAUUUGUAUUAUAAUAUCUAUAUAUCUGUACCGAGAUAUAUAUCGCAGAGAAUAAGGACUUUUGAGUAACAAAACAUGAUAAACAAAUUGUAAUUCAGAGUCCUUUGUCUGAUGCUUAGAUUAUAAAAUAUAGUAUGGUAUAUUAAGUCUAUGGUCUGAUGUAAGUAUGUAACUUGCAAUGAAAGCCAAUACAUUUAUUGUUGUUGUUGACAUAGCUUGUUGUUGACAUCAAACUAUCUAGGAAUAGAAUUACAUAAAAUUACAAUAAAAUAUUAUCUGACAAAGACUAUAUACGAGGUCUGUCCGGAAAGUUCGUAUAAAAGUGUUCUGGAAUGCGAGAAAGAGGAGUGGGGAGGCCAGGUAAGCGCAGGACCCCUUCCUUAUGUCCCUAACAAUGCUUCAGUUGUGGUCUGACCGCCGUGCGGUGCGAACUGGCUUGUCACGCCAUCUGUGAAGUUACCUCUUAACGAAACCCCGUCGGCAUGGAGCCCGCUUCCGUUGAAGAGCAGCGCGUCGUAAUCAAGUUUCUCUCGAAACUCGGCAAGAAUGGCCGUGAAAUUUUUGCCGAUCUCAGAACAGUUUAUGGGGAUGAUGCUGUGAAGGAACCAACCGUCCACAAGUGGCUAAAAAGAUUCAG
Messenger RNA from Galleria mellonella (greater wax moth), 3642 nucleotides. Its product is annotated as large neutral amino acids transporter small subunit 1. Gene Ontology annotation, molecular function: L-amino acid transmembrane transporter activity. Gene Ontology annotation, biological process: amino acid transmembrane transport. The transcript is spliced from 13 exons. Gene Ontology annotation, cellular component: membrane. The coding region runs from base 166 to 1635 and encodes 489 amino acids. Lineage: Eukaryota; Metazoa; Arthropoda; Insecta; Lepidoptera; Pyralidae. The record is from RefSeq and is a predicted model, not a curated record.